Leguminivora glycinivorella is the source of this 3320-nucleotide messenger RNA. RefSeq lists its product as uncharacterized. Lineage: Eukaryota; Metazoa; Arthropoda; Insecta; Lepidoptera; Tortricidae. The transcript is spliced from 2 exons. Bases 1818 to 3257 code for a protein of 479 amino acids. The record is from RefSeq and is a predicted model, not a curated record. Gene Ontology annotation, biological process: DNA integration. Gene Ontology annotation, molecular function: nucleic acid binding.
UGCCGAGCUAGACGCCCGCCGGCUGGCCGAUUUACAACGAGUAACCGCUGAUCUCGAAUUGAAAGCGGAGAUCGCCGCCAUCGAGGCUGACGCUAGUCAUCACAGCUCUAGGAGCAGCCAAAAGGUAGAGCAAUGGCUGAGUAAAUCAGCUGCCAUCCAUCGCGAAGAAAUAUUAAAUAAUGAUUUUUUCAGGAAUGUGGAACCUAAAACCCCUCGCGCACAUAUCGCGUCCCCUGCGCGGACCGCGACUGUGCGCCGCGACUGUGGUGUCGCGCUAGAAGCGGCAACUCUCGAGCGCUGCGACCAUGAGGUCGCGAUGCCAGCGGCCCUCUCCGAGCGCCGCUACUGUGGCGGUGCCGCAACGCCAGCGGCCCCUCCUGAGCACCGCGACUACGGUGCCGCGAUGACAGCGGCUCCCUUCCAGCGACCAGAGAGCGAAGUUCCGCAGUUGGUUCAAAGUUUAGGCGUUUUAGUCGAAAGUGUUAAUAAAGGCAUCAGCCACGCAAUUAACCGUGUUCCCUUACCGCGCUUUGAUGGAAAAAAUCAUAUAGAUUAUCUUAGCCUGAAGAAAGCCUUCGAAAAUACCCAAGGCUCUUACACAGCUGCGAAUAACCUCGCACGAUUGAACACGGCGCUGACGGGCGCCGCGCGCGAGGCAGUCGCCGCGCUGCUAGUGUCGGCGCGCGACCCUAACGUCGUGCUGCGCGCGCUCGACGCGCGCUUCGGGCGCCCAGAGAUCGUGGUGGCGCACGAGGUGGCUGCGGUGCGCGCCUUGCCGCGCGUGGGUGCAGAAGGUAAGGAUCUAGCUGUGUUUGCCAGUAAAGUUCGCAACUGUGUCGAAAUUAUACGUUUGUUACAUCACACAGAAUAUUUAGCCUCGCCUGAAUUAUUUCAAGCUUUGAUUUCAAAAAUAUCACCACUGUUGCGAGCUAAAUGGCUAGAUUACGCCGUUCGGUAUGAGGCUACAGGUUUGUCAAAGCUAGAAAAUCUCGCUGAUUUUCUAGCCAACGAAGUCGACCUGCAGUCUCGCUUCGGCUUACUCCCUGCUGAGCCGACUACUGCGCCACAAACUGUGGAUAGUAGGCGGGCCAGAGAUAAUGUGCACGUUGCCGCUGAAAAUCAAUCUGUAAAUUCAAAUUCAACAUCGCGGAAUAACGCUAAAUUGAAUUCAUCGGCGACUGCAACUAAAAUAAAAUCAUGCGUCGUAUGUGAAAAACCGCAUGAUUUAAUUCAAUGUGACGACUUCAAAUCAAUGUCAAUCGAUGACAGAUGGACUUUGAUUAAAAAGAAAAAAGUCUGCCAUCGAUGUCUCAAAGUAGGUUGGCAUAGGUUUAAUUUUUGUAAGGCGAAGAAGUCUUGUGACAUUGACGGAUGCACGUUCCGUCACCACGAGUUAUUGCACAAUCCGAAUUACGAGCGUUCUGCAGCCGCGCAUAUUGAAGUGGAAGAUGAGGAGCCGGCAGCGGGAACUUCUAGCGCCGUACCGCGAGCCCCUGCCGCCCACGCCGCAGCAUCUCCUGUCACUAGCGAGUCUACAUCAUACGAUGUCGACUCAAAGGAGAUCCUGACUCAUGCAUCGACUUCAGUUGCCGCGGGGUCUUCAGCUCAGACGGUGCCUCCUCGUCCGUUAUUGAAGAUCGUAGCCGUAACAGUGUCCGGUCCGUUAGGUUCCGUGAAUACGUACGCUAUGUUAGACGACGGGGCUACGGGUUCGUUCAUAGAACAAGAUAUCGCCGCGAAAAUAGGUGCCAUUGGGCCUCAGAGGCACAUGAGGCUAGACUGUGUAGGCGGGUUAGGUAAGGAUACGUCUGUGCAAUAUGUCGACUUCGAAAUUAAAGGCCGCCAUGCCGUCCAACCAAUGGCAACAGUUUGCCACCCCCACCCCGCGCUCUGUGCGCGACUCUGUCACGGCACUGACCGCCGCAGACCUACGUCUUGCAGAGGUUCACAUUCUACGCCAGUCGCAGUUGAACACAUUUCCUGAGGAGAUGGCCAGCCUAGAUAGCCAUCCUGCCCAGCUCUUGCCACGCACCAGCCGUUUAUCGAAGCUUUCGGUGACAAUGGGAGACGACGGACUUAUGCGUUUGUCCGGCCGUAUAGGAGCAGCGUCGUGCGUCCGUGACGAAAUGAAAAACCCCAUUGUGCUAGAUGGCAAAGAUCCAGCUGUGCGCCUGCUUGUCGAGCAUCAUCAUCGCAAGGCUGCCCACGGGAACACAGAGACCGUAGUUAACGAGAUGCGACAAGAUUAUCACCUUCUGUCAUUGAGAAGUACCGUCCGCAACAUUGCCUACAACUGUUUAUUUUGCCGAAUACGCCGGGCUAAGCAGUUUCAACCCGUGACGGGAGAUCUUCCAGAAGCUCGCCUUGGGCAUCACAAACGGCCAUUCACAUUUACAGGGCUGGAUUACUUCGGCCCAGUACAAGUCUCCGUUGGUCGAAGGCGUGAAAAAAGAUACGUCGCCCUUUACACCUGCCUCGUAGUUCGUGCGGUCCACCUGGAAGUGGUGGACAGUUUGUCAACUGACUCUGCUAUUAUGAGCCUCCGCCGAUUCAUCGCUCGAAGAGGUACCCCAUCAGAGCUGUGGUCAGAUAAUGGGACUGCAUUCGUCGGCGCUAGCCGUGAACUUCGACGUUUAUAUGACGAUGCUACGCCACAGUUCGCUGCUACGCAGAAGAUCAACUGGAGAUUCAUCCCGCCGUCGGCACCUUUCAUGGGUGGAAGCUGGGAAAGGCUGGUGAAGAGCGUGAAGGCAGCACUCAAGGUUACCCUGACCGAACGAGCUCCAACGGAUGAGGUGCUGAGAACCCUGCUGGCUGAGGCGGAGGCCCUGGUAAAUUCUCGGCCGCUCACUCACGUUUCCGUGGACCCUCAAAGCGAAGAGUCCCUGACGCCCAUGCACUUCCUGCUGGGUUCGUCAUCGGGACGUCCAAUACCAACGACAUCAACUGAAACGGAUUUACUGUCGCGAUCUAGCUGGCGUAAGGCCGUCAGAUUAUCGGAGUAUUUUUGGCGCCGUUGGCUAAAGGAAUACCUUCCGACCUUAACACCCAGACGUGGUCGAGGUGAAGUUCCACAGAUAGCAGUUGGUGACCUGGUGCUCAUUGCGGACGGCAAUACUCCCAGAGGUUCCUGGCCCCGUGGGCGCGUAACAGCAGUCUUCCCUGGUCCUGACGGGGUCAUUAGAGUUGCGGAUGUGCACACUACGGGAGGCACUUUGCGGCGGCCCCUGCGGAAGCUGGUGAAGCUCCCUCUUUAAUAAAAAAAGGGGGAAAUGUCGACGACGCACCUUUUUGGAAGGAUUUACUUUUUUAUAUAUUUG